GAGGUCGAGGUUUGCGUUUGAUGGCUGCUGCUGUGUGCUGUGGCCGUUCUGCCGUGACGGGGGUCUGAAGGAUCUGGAAUUUGGCAAUUUCGCAUUUCAACAUCCAAAUAAAUAUAAAGAUUAAAAAUAAAUCGGAUAAAUAAAGUGGAAAGGAAGAUAAAUAAUCACCAAUAAUUCGACGCAAAAGUGGGCAGAGCCGUUGAGACCUUUGAUCGAAAAAGUUUGAAAAUCGUGAAGCGACGAAACUUGAGAACGAAUGUUCUCUACGAAAUCAAAGUUGUUCGUUAAAUUUGUUCGAGUAACAGCAGACAAGCAGUGGCCCGAAAACGGACGAAAAUCGUUACAAUCAACACUUUUUUGACUGAUUUUUGUGAUCAAGUCAACGAAAACCUCCACCAUUCCGCCAAUAACCGAGUGCCGGCCCGCAGGGUGGCGAUCAUUUGAUAAGGGUUCUAUCUGCGAUAGACUGGUAAACCAGUCUGUUGGUGGGUGUCAGAGUAACAGCGGCAACUGGAAGUUGGCCCUGAACGCAGAGCCCCCGUGGCUUUGCUAGCACCCCUAAAGUGAUAUCGUCUUGACCCGCUUCCCCACGAAACUCCUAAUUCUCAUUGACAGCUGCCUCAUUGCUGCCUAGCAUCCGCAGAGUACCGUUUGAAUAAUUCUUCAGAUAAACAAUUUUAAAAAUCCUCAAUCGAACAAUCAUGAAGGUGACAAAUUUGGACGAGCGCAUCCACGUUUUGGAUGGAUCAUCAAGCGUCACGACUGUCAUUCGUGAUAUCGCGACGAGCGGUCUUCAGGAAGAAGCUUUUUACGUUCUUGACAUCGGAGACAUCGUCAACAAGCAUCAAAUAUGGAAGGAGAAAAUGCCGCGCGUUAAUCCUUACUACGCUGUCAAGUGCAACGACAGCCUGAUCGUGCUCGAAGUUCUUGCUGCUCUUGGAACCGGUUUCGAUUGUGCUUCCAAGGUCGAGAUCAACAAAGUGCUUGGAGUUGGAGUGGAUUCUUCAAGAAUCAUAUUCGCGAAUCCGGCAAAGCCAGCCUCCCACAUUCGACAUGCAGCUGCAGUAGGAGUCGACACAAUGACCGUGGACAACGAGAGCGAACUGCACAAGAUAAAGAAAUUGCAUCCGGGGGCUAAAAUCGUGAUCCGCAUACGCUGUGACGCAGAAGUUGCCCAAUGUCAGCUCGGCAUGAAAUUCGGUUGCGAUCCGACUUACGAAGCUCCGAAUCUUCUGCGCUUGUCCCGUAUCCUCGAUCUCGAUGUUGUCGGUGUAAGCUUCCACGUCGGCUCCGGCUGUCAGGAUCCUCCGGUUUUCGAACGCGCCAUACGUCACGCCAGAGUGCUUUUCGAGCUCGCCAAAGACCUUGGCUACAAGCCCUAUAUCCUUGACCUUGGUGGGGGCUAUCCUGGCGACAAGGGCACGAGCAUCGACAAAUAUGCUCAGGUUAUCAACGCAGCUCUCGACGAAUAUUUCGCAUCCGACGACGUUCACAUCAUCGCUGAGCCCGGCCGUUUUUACGUCGCUUCCGCAUUUACCCUUGCAACCAGCAUUCACAGCAAACGCUCCGUUCGCGGGGACAAAAUGUCUCCGAACGCCAUCACUCAUAACAUGUACUACAUCAACGACGGCGUUUACGGAUCCUUCAACUGUCUUCUCUACGAUCAUCAGCACGUGAAACCGAUACCUCUCAAGAAUGGUUGCGGCAAACUCGUGCCAUCGAGCAUCUGGGGUCCGACCUGCGACGGACUUGACCAGGUCGUCGAGAACAUGUUGCUCCACGAGAUGGAACUCGGGGACUGGAUUAUUUUCGAGAACAUGGGUGCUUACACGUUGCCCGUUGCUUCGCCGUUCAACGGAUUUCCAGUUCCGAAGGUUCACGUUGUUGCAGACGAGGGUGUUUGGCUCCUACUGAAAGACGCGCUGCCCCUGACGGAAGAUCAUUUCGUAAUCGACAACACUCCAGCGAAUUUGCGUUUGGGUCUCGACAUCGGAGGGACCGACAUCGAGUGGAGCGAGCCUGCCAUCGACUUGUCAGGCCCCAGCAUUCUGGCUGAUUCUCCGGGCUCAUCGCCGUACAUCUACGAAUUCGUCGAAGUCGAUCCGAUCAACUGAAUCUUAGAGCCCCCCCUUUAUCCGCUCCUAUUUUCCCUUCUCCUUCCUCUCCUAUGGACACGCGCGACGCUCUAUGAACUAAUCGACGGAGCGAGUAUUUGCUGACGAAAGAGAAGGCGAAGGAGGACGAAAAAAAUCCACGCGAGGAAUUGCCACCGGCAACAGCUUCACCGCUUCUUCCUUCGCCGGAUUUUUGGCACGAUUUACUGGCUUUUUAUGUUUUUCCUGGGCUAUAAAAAGGAUAAGAAGAUAACGUAUUUACCGACACUUGGCUCGCUCGCUGACGAUCCGAACGGACAUAACCGGAAAUUCGACAGGAAAGAAGUUCUUGCCUCGAAUUCAAUGAAAAAAAAAUGAAGGAUUCGAUAAACCAAUGACCGAAACGCCAUGGUCUCGUACGAAAAAAAAAAAAACAAACAAUUCGUGGAAUUGAGUUAUUUUGGUGAAACCAUUCGAAAGAAAUAAUCUGAGCACAAUUAUUCCAAUUGACAAAACUACAAACGGACGAAACCGUUGCAUCCAGACGUCGUCUUGAAUUCUACAAAUACAAAAGUAACUUUCAUUACGAAUAAUCGAUAUCGAGAUCAUUUUAAAACGACCAGGAGGUUAACAUUUAGGCGAAAGCCAUGAUCGACACCGAACGACCGCGAACGAAAUAAUCGAUUGCUACGAACGAGUCGUAUUUCGACAAUUUUUUUCUCAAUCUCCGACAUUGAGAAUUAGCAAAGAACAAACAUAUAAAAAGGUACGAAAACAUCUUUUUUUUAAGCUUCGGAAUUUCUUAGCCGCUAAUUUGAUCCGUUGAUUUAAGAUUUAAGCUCGCCGGAGGCUCAAAAUCGAUUCGAAACGUGCUCGCGCUUCGCAGACACGUGAACGGUUAUUGCAUAAUAAUAAUUUUACAAAACCUUAAAAAUUGAAUCGCCUAACCGGAUUCUCGUUUGAAACGUCACUCGUCGAACGAAACUUGAAAUUAGUAGAAAACGAAAAGAAAAUAAAAUAUAAAUCAUUGUUGUCGAAUAGCGUAGUAACACUUCGUAACGAACGAACGAAUAACAAAGAAGAUAAACGAUCGAAAAACAAAUAAUAUUCCCCUUUACGAUAAUUUUUCAAAAAUUUUCAUUAGUUGUGAGAACUUUGAAACUCUGCAGGGUUGCUAGGAACUAUUGAGGCAUUGAGGCAGCUGUCACAAGAUUUAAAACAAAAAAAAACAACAAAAAACAAUUAGUUUCCAUAUUGAUUCAUUGUAUUAUAUAUCGGCUAUUAUUAUUAAUUUUAUUAUUGUUAUUUAAUGUUCAGUAUAAAUUCACAAUUGUAAUGAAUUACACUAGAUCAAUAAACUUGAUUUUACGUGUACAGAAA
This is a messenger RNA of Venturia canescens, 3473 nucleotides long. RefSeq names its product ornithine decarboxylase-like. The record is from RefSeq and is a predicted model, not a curated record. The transcript has 8 exons. Bases 702 to 2114 code for a protein of 470 amino acids. Gene Ontology annotation, cellular component: cytoplasm. Lineage: Eukaryota; Metazoa; Arthropoda; Insecta; Hymenoptera; Ichneumonidae. Gene Ontology annotation, molecular function: ornithine decarboxylase activity.